Messenger RNA from Penicillium oxalicum, 615 nucleotides. RefSeq lists its product as uncharacterized. The transcript is spliced from 3 exons. Lineage: Eukaryota; Fungi; Ascomycota; Eurotiomycetes; Eurotiales; Aspergillaceae. The coding region runs from base 1 to 615 and encodes 204 amino acids. The record is from RefSeq and is a predicted model, not a curated record.
AUGAAGAUGACCUUGAUUGCCCUUUCCACCCUGCUGGCCCUGGCUGCCGCAGUGGACACCACCACCACUACCUCCACCACCGUGGCUCCCACCGUUACGAUGUCCGCGGAGGCCCAGUGUGCCAAGAAGUGCAACGCCAACGACGUCUGCUGCAUUGCUCAAUGCUACCACGUCCCCUGCCCCAACGAAAACCAGGCCAACGACACCAACAGCUGUGUCGCCGCUUGCCCUCAAGGAAACGGCUCGCCGGCUGAGACCCAGAAGUAUGCUGACUGUGAGCAACGAUGCUACAACUCGCACUUCUUGGCGACUACCUACGCGAGUGCUGCUCCUACUGGCGCCAGCGCUGGCUCGUCCAACUCCAACUCCAACAAUAACAGCAACAACGACAACAACAGCAACAGCUCCGACGGCCAGUCAAAUGCUAUGACCACUGGUUCCAUGAGCAGUGAGACCGCUUCCAGCUACACUGGUUUCCAGCAAGCCACUGCCACCAGCGACUCCGCCUCUGCGAGUUCCUCCAUUAUCACUCAGACCGGUGCUGCCGCCCCCCUCAACCGUGGCGCUUCCGGCGCUGGCCUCUUCGGCCUCGCCUUGGCCGCCUUUGUCCUGUGA